This is a messenger RNA of Ylistrum balloti, 2306 nucleotides long. Its product is annotated as zinc finger CCHC domain-containing protein 10-like. Gene Ontology annotation, molecular function: nucleic acid binding; zinc ion binding. The transcript is spliced from 4 exons. The coding region runs from base 24 to 566 and encodes 180 amino acids. The record is from RefSeq and is a predicted model, not a curated record. Lineage: Eukaryota; Metazoa; Mollusca; Bivalvia; Pectinida; Pectinidae.
GUAGAUAAACACCAACAAUCGUGAUGGCAUCGUCGUUCGCGGUACGACAUCCUUUCUUCAAGAAAAAAGAACCAAGUGCGGAGAACUACACUUGCCAGAAAUGCCUACAGAAAGGCCAUUUUACAUAUGAGUGCACGGGGAAACGCAAAUAUGUAUACAGACCUUCACGAACCAAGCAGUUGGCCAAGCGAAUGAAAAUGGAAGAGGAAAAACAGAAAAUGGACACCUUACUCAAGGUGACCAGUGUUCAGGACAAGAAAAAGAAAAAACAGAAGAAAAAGUCAGAAGCAGAUUCUUCAUCUGACACAGGUUCCAGCAAUCAGGAUUCAGACAGCGACAGUUCUUCCUCAUCAUCUUCAUCUGACAGCGAUUCAGAUUCCACUAGUUCUUCUUCAUCUUCCUCUUCCUCAUCAUCAUCAUCUUCGUCAUCUUCAUCAUCUUCUAGUUCCUCCUCCUCAUCUUCUUCCUCUUCCUCAUCAGACUCUGGAUCAGACUCAGACAACCACCAGAAGAAGUCCUCUAAUAAAUCUAAACGAAGGAGGAAGAGAAGGAAAAGUCAAUAUUGAGGAUAAACAUGUUAAGCUUGGAGGCUGAGGAUGGAGUGAAAAGUUUAAAAAAUAGAUACAUGGAUACAUAUUCUGUAACAGAAACAUUGCAAGUAAAAGACAUGGUUCAAUGAUGAAUACUGGUGAUACAAGAGUUUGGCAAGCCAUAUUUUAACACAAUAUGUGACUUUAAAAAUAAUGAGUAUUGGAAAUCGAGUUUGAUUUUUAAUUUUGUCCUGAUUGUCACAUGAAAGUCAUUAAAUAUGUAAGACAGAUAUGAAAGUCUGUAUUUAUUGUAUCUAACCUGUGAUAAGUUCAGACAAAAACAGGUGGGAUAAUUACUGGACAAAGGAGAUUAAUAUAUACUUUGUGCAUCUGUGCUUGAGUAUAUGAAUCCAUGAUAAUCUUAUGUACAAGAUAUAUCUUGUGAACCCCUGAACAGAUUUGUUUCAUAUUCACAAUAUAGCAUCAAAGCACCUGAUUAAAUUUUGAUGGUCAUUGGUCAAGGUGAAAUGUCAAAGAUCGCCCUUGACUAUUUUGAUCUGGGGGUAUGGGUAUAUCUUUUGAUGUCUGCUAACUGUUUUUAUUUCUUAAAUUGUUUGGAAAUUCAUAGAUUUAGUUUUUAUUAUAUCGCUUAAAUUCAUUACUCAACUACAACAUGUUGACUGAAGUUUUUCAUUACGAUAACCAAUGAUUCUAUUUACGAACUUUACAUCUGUAUGCAAUGACAUAUUUGUGGAGUUUGUUGACUCAUUUUCAUAGUCAUGGGCAAAUUGGCUCUCAUUUUCACUGAAAAUUAAAUUUCAAAUUGUGUAGGCUUCAUUUUGGGCUUAUAAUACAGAAUUAUGCUUAGAAAACCACAAUUUUUCUGUAUCUAUAACCUUCAGAAAAUAAAUAAUUUGUGUGUGAUUGGUCAAAUGUGGGAGAGGGCAUCCAUCACUUCAGAAGUGCUGAGCAUGUGUGAUUCAUUAGGCUAAAUGAACUGUCUUGUGAUUGGUCAGUUUGAAUGAGAUAUCAUAAAUGUAUGUGAUUGGUCAGUUGAGAUGAGCUGAAUCUAUGUUUGCUGCAUUUGUGUGAUUGUUUAAAUGAGAUGAGGUGAAUGUCUGAUUGGUCAAUUAAGGUGAGGUGAAUGUCUGAUUGGUCAAUUAAGAUGAGGAGAAUGUCUGAUUGGUCAAUUGAUUUAGCUGAAUGGGUGUGAUAGGUUAGUUAUGAUAGUUAUGAUAUUUGUAAUUGGUUUUCUCUAAAUCAUCGCUCUCAUUCACUGUCUAUAGGAACAACUUUUCCAUGUAAGAAAGAUUAGUAACAUUUUAAAUGAAUUUUAUGCUCAUAUUUUUUAAGUUUUAGACAUAAAACAUUUACAUGACUUUUGUUUGUUGUUUCAUAGCUUAUUAAAUGCUUUCAGUUUGGAGUACUUUCAUUUGAAAUAUUUAAAAACUAAAUGACCUUGCAUCAACAUGCUGUGAGGUUCCUGGUUUGUCUUACUUGAUGGCCAUUUGUUUGGACGGGUUGUGUGACUGACAACCUCCCAACUGCCAGUCACUGUGAUAGGAGACUAUCCUAGGUGGUGGUGGUGGUGAAGUAAUGUCACUCAGCUGAUACCUUAUUUCAGAAUACUCCACAGAGCUUUCAUUUCACAAUUUAUGUUGCAGCAAAGAAAUUUAUAUGUAUGUAGCGCUACUUGACUAUCAACUAUCAAUGUGCUAUGAAAUUUAUCCUGAAAUUAAAAUUGUUGUAAACUUGAAAUAAACUGAUUUAUUUUAC